UCCACAUCAUCCUAGCUCGGCCUCAUCCCACGCAUCCAGCUGCUUCGUCGCCGGUGCACAGCGCACCUGGUCCGCCUGCGAAACAUCCGCGACUGCGCACUCGCACACGCCUGCAGCGUCCGUCCCUCCACUCGGCACCUCGGGCUGCGGCCACGUCCCACGCUCCUGCCGGCCGGUGUCCUGCUCAGCGCGGCCGCGCAGCACCAUGUCGAUGAUGCAGUCCUUCUUCGACGAUGACGAGUGGCAGGAGAUGCCCGUGGUCCGGGAUCUCUCCACGUCCGACUCGUCGUCCGACGACGACGCCGGCUAUGGUGCGCCGGGCGCCAGCAGUGCACGGCGGCGCCGCCAGAAGUCGUCUGGGCACGGGCGCAAGCGCAGCGUCCAGGCAAGCGGCGCUGCCGGCAUCUCAGGCAUGGGGCCGGGUGGGGCGCAGGGCAAUGCCACGGGCCAGUCGCUGAACGUCGACGAUGCACGCGGCUACAACUGGCGAGUGUCGCCGGCCGAGGCCGCAGCACGCGCCGCUGCGCAGAACAGAAUACUCGACGACGAUGACGACGACGGCGGCGGCAAGAAGGGCAAGAAGAAGGCGGGCAGCGACGACUCGGACUCGUCGGAGGACGAGGACGAGGGCGCGAGCAAGGGCUACACGCAGCUGCGCCUCGACGACGACGUCGAGGGCGAAGAGCUGCAUGCUGCGACCGAGUACCUCUUCGGCGGGCCAGCCGCCGGCAAUCGUGCUGCCGACGACGGCCUGUACGAGCCGACAGCCGGCAGUGGCGCCACGCCGCUGAGCCAGCUGGCCACGACGAAGCAGCUGCUGAGCGAGGGGCAGAAGAUCGCGUACGUGGGCCUCGUCAGCCUCGUCGCCAAGGAGCUCGUGCGCCGGCUGGCACGCGUACCCGGCAAGGAGAUGCAGCCGAGCGUCGCAUCCGCCGAAGAGUGGUGUACGCGCGUCAUGGCGCGGCUGUACCAGCACAUGGACAUCGAGGUCUCAGAACAAAACAUGAUCGAGUCGCUGGCGCAUCACGGCGUCCUGUCGACUGACCUGGCCCCGAGCCUCGUCACAACGAAGAGCGUCGACAAUCCGGACUUUGACCCCGAGGCUGAGGCCGAGCGGGAAGAAGAGCUGGAGCGGCAACGACUCAAGGCCGAGGCUCUGCGGAUAGAGGAGGCAGAGGCAGAGAAGAAGAAAACCUCUUCGAGCACGCCUGCCGCUGAGUCGCCUGCCGAAGAGGCUCCGGAGGCGGACACCGCAGCAGAGGAGGUGGCACAAAAGGUGUCCGACGUCGCGCUCGAGGAGGACGCCGUGCCAGAGGGCGAUGGCGAUCUGGGCGGCGGCGGCGACGACGACAGCGCAGGCGACAUCGGAGCGUCGCUGGAAGAGGAUGAGGCGCCACCGCCGCCGUACCAGCGCAAGGCUCAGCCAGUCGAAGACGACGCAGACGAUGGAGACAUUGGCGCUGCGCUCGAUGAUGACGACGAGGACGGCGAUAUCGGCGGAUCUGCCACGAAGGUCGUCGAGUCGAAGCAGCUCAGCACGCCGGUGCCAAGUAAGGCCGAGCUAAGCCCCACGACGCCCAAGGCUUCGCUCGCUGCUCUGCCCGACGAGUCAGAAGCGAAAGACGGCGACGACAGCGCCGAGAAGCCGCCGCUUGAGACAAAUGGCGCUCCACUUGACCCGAACACGGCCGCUCAGCUCGCUGAAGGCAACGCUGGCCAGGCGCUCGGCCUGACUGCUGCGCCGCAGGCGAUCGACACGCUGCCAUCCGCGCUGGAGGGCGUCACGACGGAGCUCAGCAGCGCCGACAAGCACAUCACGCUGGAUCUGCGCUGGACCGUGCUCUGCGACCUCUUCCUCGUGCUCACUGCCGACAGCGUCUACGACGCGCGCUCGCGUGUGCUGCUCGAGGAGGUUGCCGAGCAGCUCGGCCUGUCGUGGAUGGACGUGACGAAGUUCGAGAAGCGCGUCACGGACGCGCUCGAGAUCGAGGAGGGCGUCGCGGGCAGCCUGCGCGGCAAGAAGGCCGUGCGCAAGCGCGCCGAGAUGGCACGCAAGCGCCGCAUGGUCAUGAUGGGCCUGGCGACCGUGGGCGGCGGCAUCGUCAUCGGCCUGUCUGCGGGCCUGCUCGCACCUGUCAUCGGUGCGGGCCUCGGUGCGGCGCUCGGAACGAUCGGCAUCGGCGGCACCACGACCUUCCUUGGCGGCGUGGGCGGCGCUGCGAUCAUCACUAGCACAGCGACGGCCGGCGGCAUGGCCAUCGGUGGCCGAGGCAUGAGCCGUAGGACCCGCAGCGUGCGCACGUUCGAGUUCCGGCCGAUCCACAACAACAAGCGCGUCAACUGCAUCGUCACGAUGGGCGGCUUCAUGAACGGCGCGCAGGACGAUCCGCGUCUGCCCUUCUCCGUCAUCGACAGCAUCAUGGGCGACGUGUUCAGCGUGCUCUGGGAGCCCGACAUGAUGCAGGAGAUGGGCGACGCCAUCUACCUGCUCUACAGCGAGACGAUGAUCCAGGGCCUGCAGCAGGUGCUCGCUGCGACGAUCGCAGGUGGUCUUGUCGGAGCUCUGGCUUGGCCGCUGUGGCUCACGAAGCUCGGACUGUUCAUCGACAACCCGUGGAGCAACGCCCUCGAUCGCUCGUGGUCGGCAGGCCUGAUUCUCGCCGACGUGCUCUCGCGGCGCCAGCUCGGCGUGCGGCCCGUGACGCUCGUCGGCUUCAGCCUGGGCGCACGCUCCAUCUUCUACGCGCUGCAGGAGCUGGCCAAGAACAAGAAGUUCGGCAUCGUGCAGAACGUCUACCUCAUCGGCGCACCAGUGACGGCAACUGAUGCGGCCUGGCGGGAAGCGCGCAGCGUCGUGUCUGGCCGCUUCGUCAACGCCUUCUCGAGCACGGACUGGAUCCUUGGCUACCUCUUCCGCGCGACGACUGGCGGCCUGCGGUCCAUUGCCGGUCUGCAUCCAGUCGAGCGCGUGCCGGACCUGGAGAACAUCGAUGUCACCAACACGGUGCCGGGCCACUUGCAGUACCGCGCCUUCAUGCCGCUAGUCCUCGACCAGCUUGGCUUCCGCACGACGGCGGACUACUUCGACGAGCCAGAGGACAUGGCGAACAUCCCGGAGCGAGAGAUCGUGCGCGAGGCGGAGGCGCUCGCCGCGCAGGAGGAGCAGCUGCAGCUCAAGACCGUCAAGACCAAGACCGGCGGCUUUGGCAAGAUCUUCAGGCGCAAGGGCAGCAAAGACCCAGCCUCGAGCAGCACGUCUGGCACAUCAUCGCCAGUGCCCGGCUACCAGGCCUCGGCCACGGCUGCAGGUGGCACUGCGGGCGCUGCUGGCGCCUACGAGUAUGACGAAGAUGAAGACGACUUGCCGCCGCGAGAAGCCUCAACGCCGCCUCGGGCUGCCGAGCCGGAGCCAGCUGCAGCUGCGGCAGCUCCACCGUCCCUGAAGCUUGAUGUCAAGCCAAUGAACCCGGCUCUUGAGUCGGCGAGAGCAGCAGACAACCUGACGGCCGGCCAAGCUCCGACUCCUGAGGCCGAGCGGCCGCCAUUCACCGCCGUGCACUUCGAUACCGAGGCCAUCCUGGCCGAGCUCAAGGCAAGCGGUGUCGAGGUGCGCGAGCUCGAGAGCUCGCUGCCGCCUCUCGUGACGCAGGCCAUGCGGAGCGAGCCAGAGCGGCCAAAGGCGCAGCCCGCUGCGCCCUCUGCGGCGACUACACGCUUCGACGCCAAGCACGCACCAGCAGCGUCUGCUGUGUCUCAGCCUCAGCCGCCGCCGCUGGACACCCACUCGAGAGAGUCAUCGAGAUCCAGCCUGCCUACGCGACCGCCAGCUGCUCCUGCUCCGUACGCCCGCUCCUUCAACCAGUCGCCGUUCAGCCAGCUGCCGCCGCCUGCGCCGCCGGCGCUGCCGCUGGACGACGGCAUGGGCGGUGUCAGCCUGUCGUUCGCCGAGAACUACGACGACGAUGAGGACGAGGCUGUGCCUGAGUCGUCAGCUCCCGCUCCUCCGCUCGCGGCACCCUCGCUCGAGGCCGCCAAAGGCUACGGUCUGUCGUCGGAUGCCGCUGCCGAGCUUGCGCGCCGCUUCCAGGGCGGCGCUGCAGCGUCAUCAAACACCGCUGCGCCGAUCCCUGUCGACGACGGGUGGGGCCACGACGCUGCGUCGUCUAGCCAGACGUCGAGCCGCGCCGCCUCGCCGCCUCGCGUCAAGCCGCUGGCCGCGUUGCCCGCAGAUGCGCCGGACUGGUCGUCUGCCGAGCAGGCUGGCGGCGACACCUCGUUCGACAGCACGGAGAGCGAGUCGUCCAUCGCGGCGCCGCCGCGCAGCCUCUCCUUCGGCCGCCUCGCGACUGAGGAUCCGUCCGAUGCCACCGGCACUCCUUCCUUCACGCCCCUGAACCCGCCCGCGAACGCGUGGAGCAGCGGCGCGGACAACCCUUGGGGCUAGCUCUGCCGCACCUAUCCGCCACACCUUCUGCUGACGCCCG
Molecule: messenger RNA, 4484 nt
Organism: Tilletiopsis washingtonensis
Lineage: Eukaryota; Fungi; Basidiomycota; Exobasidiomycetes; Entylomatales
Product: DUF726-domain-containing protein
Exons: 7
Coding region: 206-4444 (1412 amino acids)
Source: RefSeq, a predicted model, not a curated record